Drosophila simulans is the source of this 633-nucleotide messenger RNA. RefSeq lists its product as uncharacterized. Lineage: Eukaryota; Metazoa; Arthropoda; Insecta; Diptera; Drosophilidae. The record is from RefSeq and is a predicted model, not a curated record. The transcript is spliced from 3 exons. The coding region runs from base 183 to 506 and encodes 107 amino acids.
AUGCGAAUCCGCCGGCGUCGUUUUGAUCAAAUCUAACUUUAUUCCAUCUAGUUGGCGUGGGGUUUGCCGUACACGUAUACAGCUAGCAAUUCGGUUUUUCGAACCCCAUUCGUUACUUGGGACAGCUGUAAGACACAUCAAUUUGAUAAAAUAAUCUACAACAAUCUAUAGAAAAAAAUAAUAUGCCUUCGGUAAAUCCCUUUUUUGAAUAUGUAGCUAAAUUCCGUAGGGAGCAUCGAGAGCUAAGAGAUCAACGCGUUAUCGCAAAAAGAGCUAGCGAUUCAUGGUAUUCCCUAACUACACAGGAGAAAAAUAUCUACCGCGAACAGGCGCGCGAUGAACAAAAUCGGCGUCGGAGAGUGGCAGUACAGGCGCGCGAUGAACAAAAUCGGCGUCGGAGAGUGGCAGUAAUGCCAGCGAUGCCGUGCCAACAAUGCCGUUAUUACAAAUUGGCAUUUUCUGCACUGCUUUUGUUUGGUGUUGUUUUGGUUUGGUUUGUCUUUUAAGUGAACAAAAUAAUCAGUUUUUUGUCAGAACAGUUACCAUAGUUGAAGUUAUCCCCACAAAAUAUGCGAAAAAUUACCCAAAAAUUAAUUUCCAUAAAUCUUUAAAAAAUGAUAGGGAUCGUUAUUC